AUGCCUGCUUUGAAGCGUACCCGCACUGAAGAGCGCUCCAGCAGUCGAAGCGAUGCUCUUGUCGGGCAUACUGUCGACGAGGCCAAAGCUCUCAUACCGCGCACGCCCGAGGAGAAGACCACUGGGCAGAGGCUUGUUGUGGUCUUAGAAAAGGCCGCUUUAGAGGUUGUGCAAGUGAAGGGUAAAUACGAGUUGUUGAACAGUGAUGAUCAUAAGAAUAUUCUGGCGAAGUCGGGGAAGGACAUAUCCUCAUAUCGACCUGAUAUAACUCAUCAGUGUUUGAUGAUGUUGUUGGAUAGUCCGCUCAAUAAGGCUGGCAAACUUCUUGUAUAUGUCCACACUAUGAACAAUGUCCUUAUCGAGGUGAGCCCCGCCCUGAGGAUGCCUCGAACCUUCAAAAGGUUUUCCGGUCUUAUCGUCGAGCUCCUCAACAAGAAUAAGAUUCGGGCAGCCAACAGUAGUGAGAUCCUCAUGAAGGUAAUCGCAAAUCCUGUACAGAAGUACCUCCCAGCAGGAGGCAUCAAAUGUGGACUUUCAGUAGACGGACGUCUCCUCACCUGUAGUCCGCAGUGGUUGAAGUCACAUGAUGAGACUAAAGACUCCAAAGGCCGCUCUUUGAUCGAUACAGUUCCUGUCACUGUAGUUAUCGGCGCUGUGGCGCAUGGAGAGCCUUGCUCGGAACCCCGCUUCGGUGGUGACUAUGUAGAGGAGACAAUCGCCAUAUCCAACCACGGCCUCAGUGCUGCUAUCUGUUGCGCUAAGCUCACUUGCGCUUUAGAGGAUCGAUGGGGUAUCAUAUAGAGCACCAACGUCAAC
Messenger RNA from Perkinsus marinus ATCC 50983, 816 nucleotides. RefSeq names its product ribosome biogenesis protein nep1, putative. Bases 1 to 801 code for a protein of 266 amino acids. The record is from RefSeq and is a predicted model, not a curated record. Gene Ontology annotation, biological process: rRNA base methylation. Gene Ontology annotation, cellular component: nucleolus; small-subunit processome. Gene Ontology annotation, molecular function: rRNA binding; rRNA (pseudouridine) methyltransferase activity. NCBI's taxonomy places the organism in Eukaryota, Perkinsozoa, Perkinsida, Perkinsidae. The transcript has 6 exons.